Messenger RNA from Monascus purpureus, 1440 nucleotides. NCBI's taxonomy places the organism in Eukaryota, Fungi, Ascomycota, Eurotiomycetes, Eurotiales, Aspergillaceae. The record is from the annotation of a GenBank genome assembly.
AUGAAUCUCCACGCCGAACUCCUUCCUAAUAUUCGCCAGAUAACGCUGUAUGUCUCCAUUCCCGCACGUGUGGGACAUGGAGUAUCGAAAUAUGAGCCUGGAAAUGUGUCUUCGGAGGGAGGGAAAGAGCCGGAUAUAUCGGUGUCCCUAUCUGAUUCCCGUCGCGCUCUUACCGUGACCGUUGCUGCUCCCGCUCUGCCAGAGGAAGGGCAUCUUGAAGAGAUACACGGUGUAUCAGAGACGCUCAAGUUACCUGGCAAAGUGAGUGAAACGGCACGGGAUGCAUUUCGGGAUAUGACCAAGCAGCGCGGACAGAUUGUGCGGGACGAUGCAUCCGGAGAUAGAUGGGAGUAUUCGUUUAGAAUGCCUCUUGAUCCAAAUGAUAAUGAAUGUCAUUCUAGUUCAUUGCUAGCUUGUUCGGAUGAGAUUUCGAUGGAUGAUUUUGUCCCCUGGACUGCGCGGGAUAUGACUCCUUUCACGCGGGUGAGGUGUCGGGGCUGCCGGGAGGAGAUCCUGGAUGUGCCGGACAUUAAAGUAUCGAAUGCAGCAGGAUGGACCUGGAAGGAUCUUCCUAGUGGAAACUGGGCCGAGAUGAUGGAUUUCUGGCAUUGUCAUAAGCCGGAUCCGCACGAUCAUGAGGAUGGCGAGAACACAGGCACUACUGACAAAGGGAAUCAAAGUAAUGGUAAAUUGAAUGAUGCUCAGAAUGCUCUCAUCAAGGGGUAUGGGGCGGCGAACCGUGUUGUUGCGGCGCCUGCUACGGUUCUCGUGGAUGUUGCGUCUUUUCUGGUCACCGAGGAUGAUUGUAAGGGCUUGAAGGUCGAAAGAGAGCCCAAGUCCAAAAAAAUGGUCCUGCGCUGCACGAAAUGCGACUCCGUGGUCGGAUCAGAAGAUAUCCACGCAGCCGGAUGGAGACUCUUCAAAGCCAGCGUUUCCCUCUCCAUGGCCAGAUAUACAGAAGCAGAAACAGAGACAGCCUGGGAAAUCCGCUCACCGGAGAUCCUCGUUUCGGCACAGAUACUGGAAACAGUUGAACGGGAGGGCGUGAGGCGAUUCGUGCUGCAUUGUGGUGGGCAAAGAGGAUUAUUGCUCUGGAUCUUCAACCCAGACCUCCGUUACUCCAGUUUGAGCACGAAUGACUCCGACUCCACGUAUACUAAUACGAUCAAUUCCCAACGAGCUAUGAAAGUCUUCUACCAGGACGUCCCCGAUGUGGAAGCCCUCCUGUAUCCAGAGCGUGACGGGCGGGAACCGGGAACUUCAUCUUCGCCUUUCUCCCUCGAUGAACUGGAGCUCCCAUCCCAGACCUUCGUGGAGAUCUCCCGUGUCCUGACGGGGAGUAGUGGGAUGUUACCGUUGUCUGCGAGGAGAUUUCGGGAAUGGAGGGUAGGACUGUUGGGUCGGUUUGAACGGAUGCCUAGGAUGAUCCGUGGUAAUUAA